AUGGCAGAGGAGCAACGCCAUUCCCCUGCCGAGGACCGUUUCGACGAGAAACAAAAUUCAGUCAAUUUAAACGUUCAGCGGCUUGACAAUGGUACAAAUACCCCUUCAGACAUUGAAAAGCUCGACCCAGAAGCACCGCAAGACACGCUGUCUCACCUUAUCGUCAAAAAUGGCCACCAAGUUCUCGUCACUUGGACCCUGGAAGAAGAAUCUGCCAUCGUUCGGAAACUCGACUUCCUUUUCCUUCCCAUAUUUUCGCUGAUGUUUACUUGGAUGGCCAUUGAUCGGACGAAUGUGUCGAGUGUUCUGACCUCCACUUUCCUUUCUGACACAUCUAUGACCGGGGAUCAGGCCAACACAGGCGUUUCCCUACUCUGGUUGGGCAUUGUCUUGCUUGAGAUUCCCUCAAACAUCGUCCUCCACCGCGUGGGUCCCCACUACUGGAUUCCGGCACAGGUUGUUCUCUGGGGCUUAGUGGAGGUAUUGCAAAUGUUUGUCACUAAUGCUAGUGGUUGGUACGCAGCACGGCUGUUUCUAGGGCUUGCGGAGAGCGGAUUCAUCCCCGGCGGCCUAUACAUCUUGUCCAGAUGGUAUGCACCAAAUGAGCUCACGCAGCGCACUGCAGUGUUUUUCCUUGGACCGGCAUUGGCUGGAGCUUUUGGGUCCCUGAUCUCGGCCGGAGCAUUGACGUUACACCAGAAUGGGGGGUUGAGUGGGUGGCAAUGGAUAUUUCUCAUCUGUGGCGUCUCUACAAUAUCCGCAGGGCUCGUGGCUUUCGCCGUUAUGCCCAAGUCUCCCUACCAUACGGGUCAUCUCUUCGGUGGUCUGGUUCGGGUGAGGGGCUGGCUUAAUGAGCACGAAGCUGACAUUCUCGUUGCACGUCAAGCCCGAAGAGAAGACAAUCAAGUAGCCGGGUCGACUCUCAAAGUUCACUGGAAGGACAUAACUGAUGUGUUCUUGCAUUGGGCCACCUGGCCGUACCUCAUCGUGUGCCUGGCGGGCCUACAAUCCACCAAUGGGCUUGGCACCUGGGGUGCAUCCAUCAUAAAGUCACUCGGUUUUAGUGAAAUUCGUGCUAAUUUACUCAAUGCGCCCGGGAACCUAUUUUCAGCAAUAUUUGGCAUUGCACUGUCGGCAUUUGUGGACCGGUAUAGUCGAUUUGGGUAUGCAAUCAUCUUUUCGGCUGUGUGGUCUCUCUCGGGUCUAAUUGCACUUUAUUGUCUUCCAAUCACAUCGAAAGCUUCGUGGUCGUUCUAUGCAGCGUACCUCGUGACACAAUCAGCGCCAAACUGGCAGCCAAUCAAUGUAACCUGGUUGUCCUUGAACUUUAAGACGCCCCAGAAACGUGCCAUUGCAUAUGCAGUAUACAUCGGAUGUUCUAACCUAGGCGGCACAUACGGCAACCAAGUAUUUAGAGCGAGCGACGCCCCUCUCUAUCACACUGCGUGGAUUGCUUGCAUAUCCUUGGGAGCAGUGUGGCUCGCUGGAAUUAUCAUACAGGAAUUUAGUUUCCAAUGGGCCAACCAACUUUUUGCAAAGAAGCUAGCGAAUGACCCGGCGCUGGAAUCAGAGGUCACACAUAAGGACAGAAAUGGGCGAAAGUAUCGCUACUAUUGGUAA
Molecule: messenger RNA, 1620 nt
Organism: Penicillium vulpinum
Lineage: Eukaryota; Fungi; Ascomycota; Eurotiomycetes; Eurotiales; Aspergillaceae
Product: Major facilitator superfamily domain general substrate transporter
Exons: 10
Coding region: 1-1620 (539 amino acids)
Biological process (GO): transmembrane transport
Cellular component (GO): membrane
Molecular function (GO): transmembrane transporter activity
Source: RefSeq, a predicted model, not a curated record